GUCGGGGCAAGUCAAUAUAAAUUGAAAAUUGGAAAGCCCCCCUAAUGGCGACAAAAUUCCCGAUGACGCCUUCCGGCAUCAGCUCCCACUUUCUUUCACUCUUGUAUACCCUUUUCCGGUAGGGUGAGAAGAUGACGGGCUUCAGUGAAAAGCCAAUACUGAUAGAUGGCCGUGGCCAUCUACUUGGUCGCUUAGCAGCUAUCAUUGCUAAAACUAUUCUGCAGGGCAAUAAAGUCAUCGUUGUUCGUAGCGAGCAGCUUAAUAUUUCUGGAAACUUCUUUAGAAACAAGCUGAAGUUCAUGUCUUUCCUUCGUAAAAGGUGCAAUGUGAACCCAGCACGUGGUCCUUUCCAUUUCCGUGCACCCAGUAAGAUUCUGUGGAAAACAGUACGUGGAAUGGUUCCACAUAAAACACAGAGGGGCAAGGAUGCUCUUAGAAGACUAAAGGUAUAUGAAGGAUGCCCACCACCUUAUGACCGUAGAAAACGCGUUGUUGUCCCAGGAGCUAUGAGAGUAAUGUGCCUGAAACCUGGCAGGAAGUAUUGUCAUGUCGGUCGUUUAUCGCAUGAAGUAGGCUGGAAAUACAAGGCUGUGGUGCGUACUCUCGAAAACAAGAGACGCGUCAGAUCUAUUUUGGAGGUACAAAAGAGGAACAAGCUUAAGAAACUCACCAAACAGGCUGGUGAAUCUGUUGCAAAGACCACGGCACCAUAUACAAAAAUUAUCAAUAAUUUUGGAUACAAUUAAUACCGUGUAUUAUAAGAGGAAAAUAAAACCUUGUCCACUCUAAAAA
This is a messenger RNA of Cephus cinctus (wheat stem sawfly), 792 nucleotides long. RefSeq names its product 60S ribosomal protein L13a (gene RpL13A). The record is from RefSeq and is a predicted model, not a curated record. Bases 132 to 746 code for a protein of 204 amino acids. Gene Ontology annotation, biological process: translation; negative regulation of translation. Gene Ontology annotation, molecular function: mRNA binding; structural constituent of ribosome. Lineage: Eukaryota; Metazoa; Arthropoda; Insecta; Hymenoptera; Cephidae. Gene Ontology annotation, cellular component: ribosome; cytosolic large ribosomal subunit. The transcript is spliced from 6 exons.